CAUGAGAGGAUUUGUGAAUCUCUGAGGCACAUGUGAGAGAAAUGUUGUGCCCCUGAGGUGCGUGUCAGAGGAAUGGCAAAUCUCUGAGAUGUGUCCAAGAACUGUGAGUCUCAGUGUGUGUGGAAGGAGUUUGUCCCUGAGGCAAGGGGGGGGUGCUGUGCUUCUCUGAACCUCAAUUGCAUGCCUGGGUGUCCUGAGUAGAAGGCACCUGCUCCACUUGGUUGGCUCCAGUACCACGGCUCUUUCCUCCAGGUGCCCAAAGCCCACUGCUUACUUACCCUUGGUGGGGAGACAGCAAUAACCCCUGCUUUCAUCCCAGGCUUACAGAUGGCAGAGCAGCUUGCAGAAUGGCCCCAGAGAGGGGCCGUGGGGAUCUAGCUACUAUCUUGGCCACUCCCUGGCACUCUAGGGCCUCCUUCUGGGCUCGCCCACACCAUGGAGCCCCCAGAGUACAACUGCUUUGUGGACCGGGAGAAAAUGGAGGCGGCUGUGCAGGACUUGGGUCCCCGGGAGCUGAGCUGCAUGGAGCUGCAGGAGCUGAAGCAGCUGGCACGCCAAGGCUAUUGGGCCCACAGCCACGGCCUGCGGCUCCGUGUAUAUCAGCGCCUCAUCCAGGACAUUCCCUGCCGUACCGUCACGCCUGAUGCCAGUGUCUACAGCGACAUUGUGAGCAAGAUCGUGGGCCAGCAUGCCACCGGCAGCCUGCCCUUGCCCGAGUUCGUGGACAACACCCAGGUGCCCAGCUACUGCCUGAAUGCACAGGGUGAGGCUGCGGUGCGCAGGAUCCUGAUGUGCAUUGCUGAUCAGUUCCCUGACAUCUCCUUCUGCCCCACACUGCCUGCUGUGGUGGCCCUGCUGCUGCACUACAGUGCUGAUGAGGCCCGGUGCUUCGAGCUGGUCUGUCGUAUCCUGGCCUGCAACGACCCAGGCCGCCGGCUCAUUGACCAAAGCUUCCUGGCCUUUGAGUCGUCCUGCAUGACAUUCGGGGACCUGGUGAACAAGUACUGCCAGGCAGCACAUAAGCUGAUGGUAGCCGUGGCUGAUGACGUCCUGCAGGUUUAUGCCGACUGGCAGCGCUGGCUCUUCGGGGAGCUGCCUCUCGCCUACUUCGCCCGCGUCUUCGAUGUCUUCCUGGUGGAGGGCUACAAGGUCCUGUACCGCGUGGCCCUCGCCCUCCUCAAGUUUUUCCACAAAGUGCAGGCAGGCCAGCCCCUAGAGUCGGACAACUUGAGGCAGGACAUCCGUUGCUUUGUCAGGGACAUCGGCAGGACCGUGUCCCCUGAGAAGCUGCUGGAGAAGGCCUUUGCCAUCCGCCUCUUUUCACGCAAGGAGAUCCAGCUCCUGCAGAUGGCCAAUGAGAAGGCACUCAAGCAGAGGGGCAUCACUGUGAAGCAGAAGAGGCAGUUCGUGCACUUGGCCGUCCAAGCGGACAACUUUCACUCCGAGAUUGUCAGUGUGAAGGAGAUGAGGGACAUCUGGUCGUGGGUCCCCGAGCGCUUUGCCCUCUGCCAACCCCUGUUGCUCUUCUCCUCUUUGCAGCAUGGCUACAGCCUGGCCAGAUUCUACUUCCAGUGCGAAGGGCAUGAGCCCACGGUGCUGCUUGUCAAGACCACGCAGAAGGAGGUGUGCGGCGCUUACCUGUCCACAGACUGGGCUGAGCGGAACAAGUUUGGGGCCAAGCUCAGCUUCUUCGGCACGGGCGAGUGCUUUGUGUUCAGGCUACAGCCUGAGGUGCAGCGCUAUGAGUGGGUGGUCAUCAAGCACCCGGAACUGACCAGGCCUGCGGCCCUGGAGGCCCGUGCUGCCCCUUCCCCGCUGCACUCCGUGGCCUCCACUGAUCUCAGCGACCGCUUGUCGCCUUUCCUGGCUACGCGCCACUUCAACCUGCCCUCCAAGUCUGCGUCCAUGUUCAUGGCUGGGGACAGCGAGUGCCUCAUCAUUGGUGGAGGGGGCGGCCAGGCGCUCUUCAUCGAUGGGGACCUGAACCGUGGCCGCACGGGCCACUGUGACACCUUCAACAACCAGCCACUCUGCUCUGAGAACUUCUUGGUGGCCGCCGUGGAGGUCUGGGGCUUCCAGGACGCUGACACACAGUGAAUGGGGCCCCUCCUGGGGGGAAGUGAUGGAGGGACCCCCAUGUGUACAGGCAGCUGGAGCACAGAGGCAGCCUUGGGGAGUCUCUUCCAGGCUGGAGGGGCCCUGGCCCAGUGGGCUCACAAUAUCCCCUACUAGUGCCUGGUGGCGGCACUAUCCCAGCCACAGGCUCUGGGCCCCUGCUGAGCUGCUGUGCAGGUAGAGGGGACUCAGGGCUGGUGAAUUCCCCACCCCAGACCAAGAACACUCCUUUCACUUCUCUGGUCCUGUGCCCUCAUCUCAGAGGUCUUGCAGAAAGCUCCUUGCAGGGGGCUUCUCCCCUAAGUCCCCAGCCUCCACCUAGACUCAGCCUGUCACCUAUCUCUCCAAACACACCCUGGCUCACGCAACCCCUUCCUCCCUCAACGGACAUGAAUUAAUGGGAGAUGCAAUGGUCACUGCCCGGGGACCUAUCCCCAGACCCCUCUGAUCCCAGCAGAAUGGACUGGAUACCCAAUCGGCCUGUCUGGGGCUAUUUCCCCAGUUGUGAAUUGGGGUCUGUCACCCCUGCUGUCCCCAGAAGAUUGAGAGCUCCAAGAGGACACUAUGGAAUGGUGGGGUCACCCCCCCAGCCACUAUUACCACCACCCUGACCCCCACUGCCCUCACCUGUUCCCCAACUUUAGUGUCAUUAAACAGUGUCUCAUCAACCA
Suncus etruscus (white-toothed pygmy shrew) is the source of this 2786-nucleotide messenger RNA. RefSeq names its product TBC1 domain family member 24 (gene TBC1D24). The coding region runs from base 436 to 2097 and encodes 553 amino acids. The transcript has 7 exons. Lineage: Eukaryota; Metazoa; Chordata; Mammalia; Eulipotyphla; Soricidae. The record is from RefSeq and is a predicted model, not a curated record.